AUGACAGAGAAGGGGGUGACGCCAGUUCCUUGUUUGCGAUCACAUGAUCUCUCAAGGUACCAGACAUCGCCCUCAUCAAAUACCCCGGGUGGUGGUGGAAGAGGGGGUCAAGAGGAUGAGGAGAUCCUUCGACUCCUUCAACAAAUGCCAUCCAUCCUUCGACCUUGUGACGAGGGUGACCCAAGGGAUCCGAUAAACUCUACCUUCCAUCUUGCCAUACCCCAUGAUGUGGAUCCAAAUUCCGCAAACCAAUUGGACCCCUCAUGGUUUGUCAAUAUUGUCGUCACUGUCACCGAUCGGAAUGGAUGUGUUAUCUACCAUGAAGCGCACUUCCCCAAGAAUCCCUUCUUGCGUGAUGGAAUCAGUAAUUUCGUGGAUGUACGCUGGAGUGACUUUGUCCACCCUCCUGAUGUGGAGAUUUGGAACCAACAUCUUUCCGAAGCCGUUGCCGAAGCAGAUCGAUGGCGAGCGGCCCGACUGGCAGCAAGUCAAUCACCUCCACCACCUCCCUCAGCCCCUUUCCUUUCGUCCACUAGUGCCAUCAACACCAAUCAACGACGACGUCGAAUAAGUUCCGGUGGUGGCAGCUCUUUCGGAGGAGGUAUCUCCCAACAACAAGUUGUUUCCACCACUAGUCGGAUGAGUCCAGACAUGGCAGAGGCUGCCGCCAAUGCUGAAGCACUUCUUCGACGCUUCAUCCUCUCACCUCUCUAUCGCGCUCAUUGGCGAUCAGCUAGUGAGGUCUUCUACUUUAGAACUAUCAGUCUUCCUUUCCUGAGGAAUCAGGGAAUUAAUGGAAACGAGGCAGCGAGAGAUAAGUUGCACUCAUCUACGCCCACUGUUGUUAAUGAAAGCACUUCUGUCUUCUCUCCAACUUCAUCAUUUGAGAACCUCCUUCUUCUUAAUUACCAUUGCAUCCUCGGCAAAGUUCCCGGGGACUCCUUGCUGGAAUCCAUCAGUUCCUGCGAAUCCACAGUCUUUGAUGCUGUUGCCCUCCGAGUUGCCCAAAAGCGGACCUAUCUCUCCCCUCUAAAGUCUGCUACCAAUACCAUUUCGUCGAAUCAACCAUCCAGUAAUAUCAACUCUUCCAGUCCAAACUCCUCCUCUAUUGAGCACCUUGCAACAGUCUUCUGUUUCGAUAACAUCUUCUCAGAGGACGGAUGUGACUGCAAUAACGAGGAUUCCAAAUUCUCGGAAUUCGGCCAAGACUGUCACUAUCGGUUUUUUGAGGAAUCGGAGCAAAACCAACGGACCACCACUCCCGCCCGGACGCCUUCCUAUUCCAGCGCUCAUUUGGCCCCCGUUGACAUUGACUGGAUUGAUCAGACUCUUCCCCUUGAAAAUGCCAACCAAUCAACCGCCUCCCAACCUACUCCCCAGUCGCAGUUCGCUCAACAACGGCCGCGAAAUAGCUCAGGAAUAUCCCAAGUUACCUCAACAGUAACUCGAGGUAUCUCUUCUGGUGUGUCUAGCCAAAAAGACGGAUCCUUUGAUAGACAUAGAUUGAAAAGCGCCGUAAUGACCCACUCUCCCUUAUCUAAUCUUCCACCCGAACUGAACAAAUUCUCCUCUCAAGAUGAUAAAAUAUCCAUAUUCCUUAGUCUUCUAUUGCCCGAAGCUAUACGGGAAAUCAAAGAGGCUAUAUCAGCAGAGCCUGACAUGGUCGCACAGAGGGUUCGAGCCAUUGUUGUGCGGCAUUUGGGACCUGAGAUCCUCUCAAGAUUCUUUUCCAACUCUUCCUCCUCGUCGCACAAUCAUCGCCAAAAUAUCAAUAAAAACCAAAGCCAACAGCAGCAACAGACACCUUCAUCUACAGAAAAUUCGAAUUCUAAUCCGAGCAACGGCGGAAGUCAGAACCUACCACCUCCACAGACAUCGAGUAUUGCUCUGACAACUUCAUCAACUUGUCCUGGAAGAAUGUCGUCUGCAUCAUCAGAGACUUCUCUUUGUGGAAGCUCUUGCAUGGAGACUGCAUCGUCUAUUGGGUCUCUAAAGGCAACAACCGCAGGUCAACUUUUGAGGGAGUCGGAUGGUACUCCGACAGCAGCAACACGUCCAGCAUCUGCCCUAGCCGCAUCUUCUAGCUCCUUCACUGCUCAUCCCCAACCGCCAAAACGCCCGUCCUUGGUGCAGGAGUUGUCUGUUCCUCCUUCGGAACCCGAUUCCCUCCCUCUUCCACCUCCACCUCCUCCAGCUCUAUUCUCCUCCCCCUCAUCCUCCUCCAAUAUGGACUUUCAGACCUUCUUUGGCAUUCAGCAGCAAUCUCAACCUUCAACAUCCCCUGGAGCUCAGGAUGCCCAUUCCUCCGCUGGAGUGUUGGAAGCCCUUUUGAUGGGUAAUUACGAUCCUUCAAAAAGUCGCCUUCGAAGAGGCUCGAGCUCUGCUACUUCAAUUAGACAAAGAAAUGUCUCCGAGGCGACUGCUGUUUCGAGUAAAAGUGGACCCGAAUCUCGUCAACUCAUGUCUAAUAGCGGACCCUCGUCUGCCUCAUGUCCUCCAACAAAAAGUGGCGAUAGUAAUUUUGCGUUCGAGAGUGAAGAAUGGAACAAUGGAGAAGGAAAUAGCUCAUCUAACGAAGCCAAAAAUACGUCAGGAAAUACAUCAGCUCAAUCGAUAUUGAGUCCAAAUCCAUCGAAUCCCUGUUCAUCUUUGGCUCAUCUGCUGAGACACGGUUAUCCACCAUCGUCUUCCUUUAGUACUUCCAGUACAGCUGCUCCAGCUAGUUUACCUAUUCAAACUCCUCCUACUGGGCCUCCCGAAUCAGCUUUAACAAGUCCUGGAUUGCCUACGGCUUGUGCCGCCAGAGCCAACCGAUUGGCCGCCUCUGCUGGAGUCCCCAAACCUCUUGAUACCCCUCUCACGGUUAUUGUGCCCUCUGAUAGCAAAUGCCGUGGCUCCGAUGGCGUACAGGGCAGCAGCUACGAGAAAAUCAGCCAUUCAACCCCAAAGGGAGAUGGGCCAUCACCGCCAAAGCAGUCCCGAAUUGAAUUUUCAGAUGGAAUGAGCUUAGCUUCUCUACCACGAAAGCCAGAGGCGCGUCGGUCAACUGAGGAGGAGGAUAUGACUCUCGCGAACUCUUCUCUUUGUCGAUUGCUUCAAGGAGCUGAUCCCUGGGACUCCUUGACGGCUGAAGUGGACGCUGCGGCUCAAGCUGCUCAAGUUGCUCCUCCACCUCCUCCUCCCUCUUUCUUUGAACUCUCCUCUGACGCUUUGAUAGCCGGUGAUAACGAGAGACGUGCUAGAUACGAUUCGUAUCCACCAAAUUCCAGGAAACCGCUCUCUGUACCGGCGCAACAGCGCCAUAUGGGGUUAGCGGAAACCCCUUCUUCUUCUAAGCUUCAUCCAUCUCAAACUUCUGUUCCCGAAAUGUUCAAUGGACCUCAAAGUUCUAGCUCUUCAGCUCCACCUUCUGCUGUCAAUGCUAUUGAUCUAAAUAGGAGUAUGUCUCCUGCAACUCUAGAGAAGAAUCGAAGAGCCGCUGCGGCUGCAGCUGCCCAGAUUGCAGAGGAGGCCGAAAAUCAGCGUCGCCAACGUCCCAGCUCACAGCAUUACUAUGAGCGUCAGAACGUGAGUCAGGUCACAACUUACGGGCAGGAUGGCCAUUCACUGCUCGAGGGAACCCCGUGCCAACAACAGCCCUGCUCCCUGAAUCCUCCGCCCCCACAGCAUCAUCAAUCUCAACCGAACUCCAACUAUGGAUCGCUGGGUAAUAACAAUGCCAUGGUCUACAGUGAAUAUGACGCCCCCCAGAUGAUGUCUAAUCAAAGGCCACCACUGGAAGACUUCUCUCGUCAGUUAAAGGAAGUCGCACCGAAUGUUAGGGUUGCGCCGACCGGAUAUCAUCAGAAUAUGUAUCUCCCAGAGCAACAAAUGAUGGCCCCCAUGCCACAAAAUUAUGAUUAUUCAGGAGGACAUCUGGCCCCAGUUAACUACGAUUACCAGGAUCGUUCAAUGGUUCUUAAUCAUCCCCUCUCUGGACCUAAUCUCCCACCAUCACCGCAGCAGAGUCAUCAUUACUGUCCACCGCCUUCCCAACCGAUGUACUGCAGCAGUUCAGGUUAUUGCACCGCCACAAGCGCCACUCACUUGCCCCCAAUUCAGCCAAAAAUUCCCCAACCGUACCGUAACCAGCAGCCACAACAACAAUCUGCUUAUUAUCAACAGCCCCAAGCCACUCGUCAUUUGCAGCAACCCCAACAGCAGAUGGCGUGUCAACAGUCGCCUCAGAGGAUUCAUGCACAAAUGCAGAUUCCACCGUCGCGUCCACAGCCCAUGAACCAGUCUACCGCCAACUACUCUGCGGGCUACUAUGAUCGACAUCAAUGUGCUGCCUAUCAACACCAGAGCCAAAAUCAACACCAAAUGAUGUCACAGUCUCAGUCUUCGCAUUCAUCAACUCCUCUUUCACCUCUCUCAAUGGCCCUCCAACAGAAUCAAUCAUUGCCUGCGAAUUCUCAAGUGAAGGCUAACCUUAGGGAGAAAGUUACAAGUCGUUGUCUAGCUCAAGGCAUGGAAGUUCCUUUGUCUUCUGGUGUUGGUCGUUCGCAGAUUUUGCCAACUUCUGGUCAGAGACGAUCACGUCCUUCUGAACUCUUAAAUAACUCUGGAAUGGUAGUUGGUGGAAGAGGAGGUGGUGAAGGAAAUGGAUAUUAUUACGCGCAACCCCCACCACCGCCACAAUAUCAACAGACAAUUCAGUGUUCCCCGAAUAUACCCUCAAAUAACGAAAUUGGAUCUCCACUGGAAAAUCUAAUGCCGUAUACCAACUCCGAUCAGCAACUAGUAAUGACCCAGCAACAGGAGCCACAGCCGCAAUCACUCGAAGAAUUCCGAAAACAGCAGAUUCCCUAUCAGCAGUCACCAUCCAAGAAAUAUAUCCCCUUGGACGAAAUGGCUACUCCCAAUGGCGAUAUCCGGGAUAAGAGCAUUGCUGAAAGCAACGCAGAUAGGGUUAAUGAAGAUAUCCAACUGACGGAUGAUCUUGUUAAUGAUGUAUUAGAACAGCGCACAAGAGUAAUACAAACAGUACUUCUGAAUGGGCUCUACUCCCAAAGUCUUUCGCUCCAAUCUUGUAAAUGCUUCAUCACUCGUCUCGCCCUUCAUCGCUUCGCGCCGUUCUCUGCUGUGUCAUUAUGUACCUAUGCGGAUAUUUUUUCAUCGCGUUCUGAGUCCCCUGCUCCUAUCUACGGUUUUCUACUUGAUUUUUGCGUCUCAGGGGCUCCCUCUCCCCGUGUCAUGUUUUGUCUAUCACAAGAGCCCCCAACGGGCAUGAUUAUACUUGGUCUCCUCUUCCUUGCAUUUUAUUUUUGCACUCAUCGCCUCCCAAAUGUUUCCUCUCUUGUGAAAUAG
Molecule: messenger RNA, 5349 nt
Organism: Rodentolepis nana
Lineage: Eukaryota; Metazoa; Platyhelminthes; Cestoda; Cyclophyllidea; Hymenolepididae
Source: the annotation of a GenBank genome assembly